CCAUUUCUCGACAACCCCUGCGCUCGCAAACGUCCAUGUAGUGUAGACCUCCCCUCCUUUGUACCAUAUACUAUCCCUCCCUUGUACAGUAGAUAGCAUAUACGUCGUCUUUCUUGGUUUCUUUUGGUUAUUCCCUUAAUUCACUCCUACAGUACAUAGACCAACAACACACGACACGCCCGCAAUGGAGUUCCUUUCGCCAGCAGCACCCGCUCCCUUUUCACCACUCGGCGUCGGCGCUCCACCUGGGUUCCAACUCCACUCUCUGUCACCAUUCGUCUGCCCAGCACCAAACCCUCCUGCCCUCGUCAAGGCCGUCGUUCCCGAUUCCCCACCGUCGCCAGAACAGCACGCCCAAGCGGUGGACAUUCCUGCACCAACCGUCGUAUCCGCUGACCAUACAGUCAUUCGUCCCUCCGUGAGGUCGAAAGUUGCAAACAGGCCGUACGGACAGCCUCGAAAGAAUGUCACGUUUCGUGAGUUUGUGACUGUGGCCCCGACAUGGAGCGGCGACGAGUACGACCGCACAAGCACGGACGUGGAACCGCUCACCAAGCGGGAUCUCAUCGAACUACUCCUGUUCCGGGCCGAGAUGCAAAACUACACCAGGGAGCUUGUUCGUAUUCGCAAGCAGGCCAUCGACGCUGAACGCCGUUUCCAACGUCAACAAGAAAUUGCUGCAUUGCAAGCCUACCAACGCUGCACGAUCGCUGCAGCGGCGCAAUACGCUGCUCACCCCACUCUCGGUUGGGGCGGUGGUAUGGCCAUAGCUGCGGCUGGCGGUACCCCCAUGUAUACACCUUACCAACACCAAAACGACCAAGCUUUGUACUUCAACGACAAGAUUCAGGCCUACCGUUCCGCCACACCCGGUUAUCCAAGCCACGGUCGCAGCGACUACGGCAUGGACAACAUUGUAUAUUACUAGACGCCGCUUUUCGAUACCCGCCUGAAAAGCACCCGUUUCCGCGCUGGAGCUCCCGUCUCAAGAUGUUCGGGUCUCAAGUGUCGGACGACAAGUGCAUACAAGCGAAAGCUAGCAAACCCGUUUCAACGAAACA
Messenger RNA from Fimicolochytrium jonesii, 1061 nucleotides. RefSeq lists its product as uncharacterized. The record is from RefSeq and is a predicted model, not a curated record. Lineage: Eukaryota; Fungi; Chytridiomycota; Chytridiomycetes; Spizellomycetales; Powellomycetaceae. The transcript has 2 exons. The coding region runs from base 185 to 928 and encodes 247 amino acids.